Guillardia theta CCMP2712 is the source of this 1107-nucleotide messenger RNA. Its product is annotated as member of Tic22 family. Gene Ontology annotation, biological process: protein transport. Lineage: Eukaryota; Cryptophyceae; Pyrenomonadales; Geminigeraceae. The record is from RefSeq and is a predicted model, not a curated record. Bases 53 to 1045 code for a protein of 330 amino acids. The transcript has 11 exons.
ACACUCCCACCCUGUCACAAUGGCGGCGGCCUCGUUGGCAGCGGUAGCGGCGAUGGCGAUGGUGGCGGCUCCUUCAGCAGCCUUCCAUGUCUCCCCAUGCUCUCUCUCCUCCUUCUUAGCCCUCAAGGCGAUCCAUCCUCGUCCUCACGGCUCCCUGCGCCACUCCAGCAUCGGGCCACAGCAGGGAAGUCCAGGGCCCAGGCGAUCCGCGAGCCCGAACAAUGGUGCUCGGGGGUUGCAGAGCUCGGAGAAGGGAGGAGCAGUGAAGAUUCUGAUUCCCAUCCUUGGCGUCGGCUUCGUUUUCGGAGGGCUCUUCCCACUCAUCAACAACGGACUCAACUAUGCCAAGUUGGAUUCCUCUAUCUCGGGUGCUGCGACUGGCCUGAAACAGAAAGAGAUCGACGAGAAGCUGAAGCGAGUGCCGGCCUUUGCCGUCACCGACGACCAGGGAACUCCGUAUGUCGCUGAGUACCAGGGCAAGAACAGAGGAUACUUCUUCCUCAACCCCAAGGAUGCGGAGAAGUUCAGGGAUAGAGUCAAGGAGCUGCAAACUCAGGGGAGCUCGGUCUCUGUUCGGACGACCACCCUAGAUGAGGCCAUCAAGUACAUCAAGUCAAAAGCGAACUCUGACCCAUUCGAGAUCUUGCCCUAUGGAGAGGAGAUUGAGAUCGCAAGGGGCAUCAAGAACCCAGAGAACUGCGACAUCUGCUGGGGUGCUGAGGGGGUAAAGGAGAAGAUUCCGGUGUACCUUGUGGAAGGACUGGGACUGCAGAAGGACAGCAAGGUCAUCACACCUCUGUUUUUCGACAAGGCAGGAGCAGAGAGCUUUUACAGGCAAGCGUCUAAGACCGGAGAGCCCAAGUUGCAGGUGUUGGAUCUCAGCGCUCUCAUAAAGAAGAUGAGGAAGGGCGGGAGCACCGAGUUCAGGAAGGUUGUUUUCUUCCCCAACAAGGACGCGAUUGAGUAUGCCACCGGAAAGCCAGCUCAGAUUCUAGCAAGCGAUGGCAAGAGCCCAUCAACCAUCUUCCCCCCUGAGAAGCCCUGAGCAGCGAGUGCAAGGAGGUCAAGAUAUUUCACUGCUAUUGCAACAACUAUGGUACAGAGCAA